Orcinus orca (killer whale) is the source of this 2027-nucleotide messenger RNA. RefSeq names its product ankyrin repeat domain 33B (gene ANKRD33B). The coding region runs from base 193 to 1650 and encodes 485 amino acids. The record is from RefSeq and is a predicted model, not a curated record. Lineage: Eukaryota; Metazoa; Chordata; Mammalia; Artiodactyla; Delphinidae. The transcript is spliced from 5 exons. Gene Ontology annotation, molecular function: protein binding.
GGCUUUCUUCAGCCUCCAGCGACUGGAGUCCUGGAGCGCAGCCGCCGGGCGCGCGUUUCCGCCGAGCUGGGGCGCGCAGAGCAUUGCUUUUCUGGGGCCGCCAGAGACAAGAGGCGGUGACCUCGGUGCGCGCCCCGCGUCCCCGGCUCCUGGCCAGCUCCCCGGCCCCCGGCCCGCGCCCCGGCCGCCAGCAUGGUGCUGCUGGCCGGGCCCGGGCCGGAGGGCGGCGGGGCGCGCCGCGUGUCCCCGCAGUCGCCGUCCCCACCCCGGGACGCGCAGGCCGGGGAGGACCCAGCUGACUUCGAGGAGUACGAGGACUUCUCGAGUCUGCCCGACACCCGCAGCAUCGCCUCGGACGACUCCUUCUACCCUUUUGGAGCCGAGGAGGAGUACAGCUCCGUGAGCGCGGAGAGCGUCCCGGAGGCCGUCCCGGAGGCGGCGACCCUCCUGCGCGCCGCCUGCGCCAACGAUGUGGGGCUGCUGAGGGCGCUGGUGCGGCGGGGGCCCAGCGCAGAGGAGGUGCAGGAGACCGACCGCAACGGCCGGACCGGCCUCAUUGUUGCCUGCUACCAUGGCUUUGUGGAUACUGUGGUGGUCUUAGCAGACUGCCCCCACGUUGACGUCAACUGGCAGGACAGCGAGGGCAACACGGCCCUAAUCACGGCUGCACAGGCAGGGCACGUCACCAUCACCAACUACUUGUUGAACUAUUUCCCCGGUCUUGACCUUGAAAGGAGGAACGUGUUUGGCUUCACGGCCCUGAUGAAAGCCGCCAUGCAGGGCCGAACGGAGUGCAUCCGAGCCCUGAUGCUAGCAGGGGCAGAUGUCCACGCCAGGGACCCUCACCGCGGAAUGUCGUCCCAGGAGUGGGCUACUUACACGGGACGGUUUGAAGCGGUCCACGUCAUCCAGAGGCUGCUGGAGCGACCGUGCCCAGAGCAGUUUGGGGAGAAGUACAAGCCAGAGCUGCCGCUGGCCCCCGAGGCGGGUCCGAAGCCUGCGGGCUCCAAGAACUGCUUGCAGAGGCUCACCGCGUUUGUGCGGUCCAUGCUUACCUCCCGCUUGCGCCAAGGCCUGGAGGAUGGGGGCGUCCUGGACCACAUGGUCAGGAUGACCACGAGCCUCUACAGCCCCGCCGUGGCCGUCGUCUGCCAGACCAUGUGCCCCGAGAACCCCCCCUGUGUGGGGAAAAGGCGGCUGGCGGUGCAGGAAAUCCUGGCGGCACGGGGGCGCCCGGACACGCAAGCCCAAGAGAGGGACAAAGCGGAGGGCGCCGAGCAGCGAUUCCGGACCUCCCAGACCGCGGGGGUCUCCAGAGAGGGGGCCCCCAGAGCCAGCUCCACGUCUUCUUCCCAGCUGCCAGCUGCCCCGCGGAAGGCCAGCCUCCUGUCCCUGCAGCUGCUGCGGCGGAGCAGCGUGCGGCCGGGCGUGGUCAUCCCCAAGGUGCGCAUCAGCAAGGCGCCCGCGCCCGCCUUCCAGCCCGAGCGGGCCGCGAAGGGCAGCACCAAGGACAGCACCCACCUGCAGCUCCCCAAGUGGCGGUACAAGGAAGCCAAGGAGGAAAGAAGGAAGGCGGAAGAGGCAGAGAAGCAGCGGCUGGCCACGGCGCACAAGGAGAAGCGGGCACCGUCCUGGAGGAAAAGGACGUGACGGGAUUUAGCUAAAUGCCUUGAUCAUCCCUGGCACCACUACUCUGAGAUCUAAAAAGGGUGGAAAAGCAAGGCAAUGCUGAGAGAUCAACAGUGCCCUGUGGAAUUAUCAUGCCGUGCCCUCCCAACACCCAGGAGUGAAUGAACGGCAGAUUCCGCCAGCUGCUUCUGUGCAGAACGUUGGCACAAUUCCCCCACCUCCACCGCGCACUUUCCCCCUUUUUUUUCUUUAGGGGGGGAGACUUGGUUUGCUCUCCUGGCGGGUGACAGCACCGCCCUGCUGUAGAUCCGGUGUCUGCUUGCACUCCUGAUGUCUGUUAACUGUAAAUAGUGAAUUUCAACUUGACAGGUACCCUCUCAGGGAUUUAUAUAUAAAUA